UGCCCUGACCAAACACUUAUCCGGGCUUUCUUUUUGCGGAAGGUUAUGUAUGAAAUGGAAAACAUAUAGGAUCUCCCAAAACGAGGACGUGUUUGUCCAUGUUGGACGAACAAUUGCAGGAGAUGCGCAGAAAAUUACUCACAACGCCGCAAAUGUAAUGUGAACGUGCCCGUAACUGGAGAUAUUACUUUUUGUUAUUUCCAGAUACAUAUAAAUACGAUGGCUCAACCAAGGUGGUGAGCUUCUUUCUACUUGUUCUUGCCCAGGGACACAUUUGAGGAGCGAGCUGGUUCAUGACCGGACAACUCCGCACAAUGUCUCUUCGAGCCUCGCGUACUUCCAGGACCAAUCGCAAUCGGCCGAAGAAAUCCGAAUUCUCCAAAGACGCCAGAGCUCAUCUAAUCUGUUAUAACCCGGAGCUCCAGGCUGCUGCGUCCAUGUACAUCAGUGGUUUCCUUGGGCGAAUGUCAACUGCGGAAACUCAUUCCCUUCCUACGCAUCAGGGCCGUGCAAGGCAUAGCUAUCAUCACCCGAAUCCCAAAGUCUACCCUUCUCCGGCAGCGCCAGUGCGAACUUUCGCGAAAGCUCCUUCACAUUGGAAAAAGGGGCUUCCGGGCAGCGGUGGCAAUAUGGCUUUGGUGCCCGACGAUUACAGCAGGUCCGCCUAUACUGUAUCAGCCAAGGCGAGAAUGGAGCCGCUCAGAUUAGGACUGCGCCACUUGGUCCAGCAGUAUCAGGAGACCCGGGAAGUUUGCAACCAACUAAAGACGGAGUUCGAUGAACAAGUUAGUAAUAUCAAGGCGUACUGCGGUAUGGGUACCCUCGACAGGCUGUGGAAGGAGAAAAAUCGAUCCAACAGAGAAUCGGGGCAAGGCUUGGAUGCCAAGCUGUGCGCUGUCCAGUUCUGUCUCGACAACUUCGAGAAUCACCUUUUCCGGGUCUCUAUCCCAAGGCAAGCCAACGAACAAGUUAUUCGCAUCCAAGAAAGUGGGCGGAGAGUAGUAGGUUUGAUGAGGCAGACCAGACGCAGUCGGGUUUCUCUGCACCGGCUCGUGGCGGAACUGAGCCAAGGUGAAGUAGAGGCGGACCCAGAUUCGGAGGAGAACAAGGUCCUAUUUAAAGGGCAGGACGGCUCGGGUGACGGUUGCGAGCAUCAUCUCGACGAAGACCAAAGCGCUAACGCUGGGGACGAUAUCCAGUAGGGGUUGCAGGAGGAUCUUGUAGAACCGACUCGGGUGGAUGUCAUGGGAGCCGCGAACAUUAUAUCCGUCAGUAGUAUCCUUAGCUCAACGGUCAGACCAGAAGAGGGAAUAGAAGCUAACCUGCGGGGGAAAAAUGAAGCAUUGUCGUCUCCAGAGUAAUCGGAAUCGAAUUAUGGGUGAACCGAGGGUUAUGGAGGACCCCCGGCUGCGGUACCCACGCUGCGUAUUGCACUCAAGUGUCCUUACACAAUCUUCGCAACGGCUCUCCCAUAGGCACACCGAGUCCGCUGGCCAUCCUCCCCUCGAAGAGGGUACACGAGGGGGCGGCCCGGGGCCUGCUUUUCUGAUGCCAAUUGCAGACGUGAUGUCACGCAAGGCCCUCACAGGCAGACCCGUUCCUCGCCGCAUAGCAGGAGGCUGAAGGGUGGUGACUUGAAGAGAUUACUCCGAAUUUCUCAUAUGCCAGGAAUGAGAGACUGCUUGCG
This is a messenger RNA of Sodiomyces alkalinus F11, 1687 nucleotides long. RefSeq lists its product as hypothetical. Bases 315 to 1202 code for a protein of 295 amino acids. Lineage: Eukaryota; Fungi; Ascomycota; Sordariomycetes; Glomerellales; Plectosphaerellaceae. The record is from RefSeq and is a predicted model, not a curated record. The transcript has a single exon.